CUGAAGCUCAAGCCAAAGCCAAAGCCAGGCCGCAGCAGAGCGUCCUGUCGUCCUCCCCCACCCCCGCGACGGACGCCGGCGCCGCCGCGAUGGCCGUCGACGACUCGUCGGAGACCGACCAGCUCGACUCCAUGUCCACGGAGGACAUCGUCCGGGCCACCCGCCUCCUCGACAACGAGGUCCGCGUCCUCAAGGACGAGCUGCAGCGGAACAACCUGGAGCUCGAGAACGUCAGGGACAAGAUCAAGGAGAACCAGGAGAUGAUCAAGCUCAACAAGCAGCUGCCCUACCUCGUCGGCAACACCGUCAAGGAUUUCUGUACCGAUUUGGAUGCGGAAAUUAUGGGUUUCUGUACCGAUUUCAUUCAUGCCGGAUUCACGAUUCCCCAAUCCAGUAUUAGUUCGUGCAAGCCAGAUUAGUAGCCCAGAGUAGCGUGUGACUUCACAUGCUCUAGUUUUGAGCUUCAGUUCGUGCUGAUUGAUGAGGGGUCAGUGACUGUACGCCCUAGUUUAGUUUGCUGGAAAUGUUUGACGUCACAGAAACACAUAGUUACACGCCAAUUUCUCUCUUGUGAUCAACCUUGUAAAUCAUCUAGGAGGUAGUAAAUCAAUUGCAACUGUAUUGCUUGCUAUGUGGUAGCUCUCUGGAAUCAGUUGGUGUGUAUCAGUGCUGUUGUUCAUUAGCUUCUGAUAACUUAUCUGGCAAGGAUAAACUGCUGCACUCAUUUUGUCUUUUCCUUAAACUCAGAACUGAUAUUUUCAAGGUUAUAGUUUGCCAGGUUGCUGAUAAAUAUCUUGACUUCAGAUGCAUUUGUACUUGGAAAUCUACUAACGUAAUUUAUCAACUAUUUCAGAUUUUUGAAAUGAACCUGGAGAGGAUGGUGCUAAUAUAGAUCUGGACUCACAGAGGAAAGGAAAAUGUGUUGUUCUUAAGACAUCCACAAGACAGACUUAUUCCUUCCUGUGAUUGGGCUUGUUGACCCUGACAACCUCAAGCCUGGUGAUUUGGUUGGAGUCAACAAGGACAGCUACUUGAUAUUAGACACGCUACCUUUGGGAUAUGACUCUCGAGUAAAGGUAAUGGAGGUAGAUGAAAAGCCUACGGAGGAUUAUAAUGACAUUGGUGGCCUUGAGAAAGAGAUUUAGGAACUCGUUGAAGCUAUAGUGUUGCCAAUGACACACAAGGAGCAAUUUCAGAAGUUGGGAGUUUGUCCCCCGAAAGGAGUUCUUUUAUAUGGACCACCUGGGACGGGAAAGACAUUGACGGCUCGUGCAUGUGCUGCACAAACCAAUGAAACCUUUCUGAAACUUGCUGGUCCGCAGCUAGUCCAGAUGUUCAUCGGUGACGGGGCAAAGCUCGUCCGAGAUGCAUUUGAGCUGGCAAAGGAGAAGGCCCCCUGCAUCAUUUUUAUUGAUGAGAUUGAUGCAAUUGGAACAAAGCGUUUUGACAGUGAAGUUAGUGGUGACAGAGAAGUCCAACGAACCAUGUUGGAGUUGCUGAAUCAGCUAGAUGGAUUUAGCAGUGCUGAGAGGAUAAAGAUGAUAGCUGCAACUAAUCGUGCAGAUAUUCUCGAUCCUGCUUUACUCCGUUCUGGUCGCCUGGACCGCAAGAUUGAGUUCCCUCAUCCGACAGAAGAAGCAAGAGCUAGGAUUUUACUCAAGAAAGAUGAACGUACAUCCUGAUGUCAACUUUGAGGAGCUGGCUCGUUCAACUGAUGAUUUCAACGGUGCACAGCUGAAGGCUGUUUGUGUGAAAGCUGGCAUGCUUGCUCUACGCGCAGGGAUGCUACAGAGGUGAUCAAUGCAACGAAGGCAUUAUCCAAGUGCAAGCAAAGAAGAAAUCCAGCUUGAAUUAUUACGCUUAGUUUCCCUGAAGUAUUCAGAACGCUUGGUCCGGUGACGACUGCUGUUUGUAACACUCGGCUACCAUUUUCAUUUGGAAUAUAGUUUAAUUCUCGAAUCCUCUUGAUUGCGUGAAGUAAUCUUGCUUUGUGC
Molecule: messenger RNA, 1994 nt
Organism: Triticum aestivum (bread wheat)
Lineage: Eukaryota; Viridiplantae; Streptophyta; Magnoliopsida; Poales; Poaceae
Product: 26S proteasome regulatory subunit 6A homolog
Exons: 9
Coding region: 1173-1682 (169 amino acids)
Molecular function (GO): ATP hydrolysis activity; ATP binding
Source: RefSeq, a predicted model, not a curated record